Messenger RNA from Gymnodraco acuticeps, 1351 nucleotides. RefSeq names its product autoimmune regulator (gene aire). The transcript has 13 exons. Lineage: Eukaryota; Metazoa; Chordata; Actinopteri; Perciformes; Bathydraconidae. The record is from RefSeq and is a predicted model, not a curated record. The coding region runs from base 1 to 1293 and encodes 430 amino acids.
AUGUACUCCCUGCUGUCCUGGGUCCUGGAGCAGAGCAGAUCCACCAUCCAGGCCUUCUGGAGCAACCUGUCAAAAGACUACAACCUGGACAGCUACCCUAAACUGCAGACGCUACUCACUAACCUACACUCCAAAUGGGAUGCUGCAGGUGCCAGAGGUGAGAAGAAAUUGUCUAAAAACACAAAAACACCUCACAUCAAGAAGAGGAGCCACGAGGACAGAAAGACAAACUCACACAAUCUGCAACCUCAGUAUCAUGCCAAGACAAGCGAUGGAACAGGGGGCAAAGUAAGACUGUACAGAGUGAAGAGUGGAGCUGCAGCCCCACGGCCAACGUCUGGAAAUAAUGCGGUGUCGUCUUCUGUCCAGAGACCAGUCGCUGUGUCCUCCUCUUCCUCCUUAGCUGAGCUGCCAGUCAGCCAUGACGCCACAGAGAAGAUCCAUAUCCAACAGAUGUUUGUUUCACAUGGAACUGUCAGACAGUGCAGACAAGCUGGUGAACAGUUUUACCCUGAGAAGACAAAUGGAGCAUCCCAAGCUGCUGAGAACAUGUUUAACCACCAGGGGGAGGCACACACAGGCAUGGCUCAGUAUAAUGAUGAUGAGUGUGCAGUGUGUAAGGACGGGGGGGAGCUGAUUUGUUGUGAUGGAUGUCCUCGAGCUUUUCAUCUGACCUGCCUUCUCCCUCCACUCACGUCUAUACCGUGUGGCACGUGGCAGUGUGACUGGUGCUGUGGCAACACAGUGAAAGGAGAGAAUGCCCAUCUGCCUUUACAACCACUCAUUGCCCAGACGCAGCAAACCACCACAAGCUCCAGUAACUCCAUCAUGGACGUCUCCUUCUUCUCCUCGCUCUCAUCCUCGGCUCUUACGGCUGUCGCAGCUCCUACAAAUGAGCUGAGUGGCAUGAGCCAGUGUUCAGGUGGAGAGCUGCUCAGUGUGAGGGAGGUGUGCAGUGUUUGUAACCGAGGAGGAGAGCUGACUCACUGCCUCCAGUGUUUGCAGCGCUUCCACACACACUGCCUCUCCUCCAAAGGGAGAUCCAUUUGCUCGUCCUGCUCCGGGCCCUGGGGCGGCUCCGCAGGGAGGGAGGCUGAAUCAUCCAGAGUCCUACAGCUCGCCCCAGGGGUUCAUGAUCAGAGCCCCCCCGUCCCUGAGCCCGGCCUCCACAAAGAUGAGCUGGACUCCAUCCUGGGAGACGUGAGUGAGCAGGGGUCCAUUGACAGCAUCUUGCAGUGGGCUUUCCACAACAUCUCUCGGCCCCUCCCCGACUCCCAAGGGUGCUUCCAGUGACCGACAGACCGCCUGCUCUCAUAUGGCAUCCACCUGAUUGAUGGGAUGUAACACUCAU